CUUCCGCUUUCUUCCUGUGCUCCAGUCAUCUCAGCAGAGAAGGCCUACCACGAGCAGCUGUCCGCCUGCUUUGAACCCUCCAAUCAGAUGGUCAAGUGUGACCCCCGCCACGGCAAAUACAUGGCCUGCUGCAUGCUCUACCGCGGAGAAGUGGUGCCCAAGGAUGUGAACGCCGCUAUUGCCACAAUCAAGACCAAGCGCACCAUCCAGUUUGUGGACUGGUGUCCCAUAGGUUUCAAGGUUGGCAUUAACUACCAGCCGCCCACAGUGGUGCCCGGGGGAGACCUGGCCAAGGUCCAGCGGGCAGUCUGCAUGCUGAGCAACACCACAGCCAUCGCCGAGGCCUGGGCACGCCUCGACCACAAGUAUGGCCUGAUGUAUGCCAAGCGGGCAUUUGUGCACUGGUACGUGGGCGAGGGCAUGGAGGAAGGGGAGUUCUCUGAGGCCCGAGAAGACCUGGCUGCCCUGGAGAAGGAUUACAAAGAAGUGGGAACAGAGUCCAUGGACGGUGAGGACAAGAGUGAGGAGUUCUAG
Messenger RNA from Suricata suricatta (meerkat), 534 nucleotides. RefSeq names its product tubulin alpha chain-like. Gene Ontology annotation, biological process: mitotic cell cycle; microtubule cytoskeleton organization. Gene Ontology annotation, cellular component: microtubule; cytoplasm. The annotation marks the transcript as partial. The record is from RefSeq and is a predicted model, not a curated record. The transcript has 2 exons. Lineage: Eukaryota; Metazoa; Chordata; Mammalia; Carnivora; Herpestidae. Gene Ontology annotation, molecular function: structural constituent of cytoskeleton; GTP binding.